Molecule: messenger RNA, 2901 nt
Organism: Hibiscus syriacus
Lineage: Eukaryota; Viridiplantae; Streptophyta; Magnoliopsida; Malvales; Malvaceae
Product: disease resistance protein SUMM2-like
Exons: 1
Coding region: 98-2857 (919 amino acids)
Molecular function (GO): ADP binding; protein binding
Source: RefSeq, a predicted model, not a curated record
UCCAAUCUCUUAGGUUUCUUUUUUUGUCUUCAGUUUUAUUUGCUUUCUUUCACUCACCAAAAAUUCCAGAUCCUCUCCCCAAGUAUUUAUCAGAAUCAUGGGAAAUUGCUUCUCCAUACAAUUAAAUGUCGAGAAAAUCCUCAUCCGAGGCUGGGAUUCCACUGUUGGACAGGCUAAUUACGUGUGCAAGCUUAAACAAACUCUUCCUACUUUAUCUGCUGCUCUUGAUGAACUGAAGGCACGAAGGGAUGACGUGCAAUGGAAGGUUGAUCUGGAAGAACAACGGCAACUGAAGCGACUCCAUGAAGUUCAGCUAUGGCUUUCAAAAGCAGAAACUAUGAUAGCAGAGGCAGAAAAACUGAUUGAAGAUGGCCCUCAACAAAUAAAUAACUUGUGUCUCGGCGGCUGCGUUUCCAAGAAUUGCCUGUCUACCUACGAGUUUGGGAAAAAGGUGGCCAAAACGCUUCAAGACAUAAAGGAUCACACUGGUAAUGGGGUUUUUGAGAAGGUAGCAGAGACUCAACCCGCAGCUUCAGUUGUAGUAAGACCUGGGGAGCGGCCAAUUGCUAUUGAAUCCAAAAUGGACGAGGUAUGGAGCUUCAUCGUGGACAGAGAUGCGGGCAUCAUUGGCCUCUACGGCGUCGGAGGCGUCGGAAAGACAACACUCUUGACCCAAAUCAACAACAAGUUCAGCACCACACCGGAGGGUUUCGAUAUUGUAAUUUGGGCUUUGGUGUCUAAAGAUUACAAUGUUGGGAUGAUCCAAGAUAGCAUAGGUGGAAAAAUUGGUUUCUCCGAUGAAUCGUGGAAGAAUAGAAGCAUUGAGCAGAAAGCUGAGGAUAUUUUUGGGGUCUUGCGCAACAAAAAAUUCGUUGUAUUAUUGGAUGAUUUAUGGGAGAGGGUGGAUUUGAACAAAGUUGGGAUUCCAAAACCAAAUCAAGAAAAUGGUUCCAAACUUGUUUUCACUACUCGGUCAUUUGAGGUCUGUGGCGAAAUGGAAGCUCGACAAAAAAUUAAGGUGGGCUGUCUGAAAUUCGAGGACGCUUGGAAAUUGUUCCAAGACAAGGUUGGAGAUGAAACCCUCAAUAUCCAUGCAGAUAUUCCGAAACUAGCUCAACAAGUAGCCAAAGAGUGUUGUGGGCUGCCUCUUGCACUGAUUACAAUUGGACGUGCCAUGGCUUGCAAGACGACACCUGGGGAAUGGAAUUAUGCAAUCAAGAAGUUGAAGCGAUCGAUCUUACCCAAAAUGGAAAAUGAGGUAUAUCCGCUUUUAAAAUUCAGUUAUGAUUAUCUGCCUCCUACAAUGAAAUGUUGCCUCCUAUAUUGUUGUCUGUAUCCUGAAGAUUAUCAUAUUCCCAUAAAGACAUUGGUCGAGUAUUGGUUUUGUGAAGGGCUGUUUGAAUCAGAUAAAAUUAGUGAAACCCAUAUGGAAGGAGAUCACAUUAUCAACUCUCUUCUUAGGGCUUCUUUAUUAGAAAGAGUGGAAGAAUCAUCCGAUAGAAAAGAAUAUGUGAAGAUGCAUGAUGUGAUCCGUGACAUGGGUUUGUGGAUAGCAUGCGAGCUUGAAGAUAAAGAGAAGAGUUUCUUUGUAAAAGCAGGGGCUCAAUUACUAGAGGAGCCAGAUGUUAAGGCAUGGGAAGCUGCAAAAAGAAUGUCGGUGAUGAAAAAUCAGAUUAAAGUUCUGAGAGGAACCCCUAAAUGCCCUAGCCUUCGAACUUUGUUUCUUAGCCAAAAUAAGCUGCAGGUCAUCAAUGAUGGCUUCUUUCACUUUAUGCCUCAUCUAACUGUUUUGGAUUUGUCAUUUAACAUAGAUUUAAAAGCACUACCAAAGGGAAUUUCGCAAUUGAUUUCUCUAGAAUGUCUUGAUAUAUCCCGGACCGGUAUAAAAGAGUUGCCAAUGGAGUUGAAAUCUUUGACAAAACUGAAAAUGUUGGACUUGAGUAACAUGCAGCAUCUCAGAAGAAUUCCACAGAAUUUGAUAUCUAGUUUUUCCAAGUUGCAAAUAUUCAGGUUGGGGUAUCUGGCCACAGGAAGUUAUCCAGAGGAAGACAAUGUUCUGGAUUGGCGUAAUGAUUAUGAAAAGCUUAUAGAGGAAUUGAAAAGUCUGCAACAUCUGAAUAUACUAAGGAUACCACCAAUACAAAGUAUGUCUUCUCUGCAAAGAUUUCUAAGCCUUCGAUGCUGCACUGAAGCACUAACGUUGUGGUCUUUUUGGGAGACAAAUGUGUUCAAUGUUUUAUGUUUAGAAAACGUGGAAGGUCUAGAGAGAUUAGAUAUCAUGGGAUGUGAAAACAUGGAGGAAAUGAAAAUGGGAAUAGGAAGGCAGCAUAGAGGGGUUUCUGUUAUUACUGAUUAUACUUCACGCUUCCACACAUUGAGGGAAGUUAGAAUUUCUAGUUGUUACAAAUUGAAGGACGUUACCUGGUUGUUUCUUGCUCCAAAUCUAAGGUCUCUUUGGAUAACCAGGUGUGCAAAAAUGGAAGAAAUGCUGAGCGAGGGAAGACUUGGAGAAGUUGCAAAUGUUGUGGGAAUUCCGUACCCUACACCAUUUCUGAAGCUUGAAACUAUUUUUUUCAUCGAUCUACCAGAAUUGAAGAGCAUGUUCUGGGAUGCCCUACCCCUCCCAUGUCUGAAACGUAUUUGCAUAAAUGAUUGCCCAAAACUGAAGAAGCUUCCUCUCAACUCUGACAGCGCGAAAGGAAAUCACAUCACCAUUGAAGGAAGCCAAGAUUGGUGGGAACAGCUAGAAUGGGAGAAUGAAGCCACUCGAAAUGCUUUUAUGCCAUCUUUUCAGCCUGACAUACCUCUUCGUAGGAUUAUGGGGACCCUGAGGAAACUAAAAAACUUGGAGAUUUAAAUUCCAAUUUGCAUUUGUUUCAUUGGUUUAGUUGAGUUUUUCGC